Molecule: messenger RNA, 3620 nt
Organism: Phyllostomus discolor (pale spear-nosed bat)
Lineage: Eukaryota; Metazoa; Chordata; Mammalia; Chiroptera; Phyllostomidae
Gene: CNGA2
Product: cyclic nucleotide gated channel subunit alpha 2
Exons: 9
Coding region: 616-2712 (698 amino acids)
Biological process (GO): monoatomic cation transmembrane transport
Cellular component (GO): plasma membrane; intracellular cyclic nucleotide activated cation channel complex
Molecular function (GO): protein-containing complex binding; intracellularly cGMP-activated cation channel activity; cGMP binding
Source: RefSeq, a predicted model, not a curated record
CACAGCUGGGAAGCUCAGCAUCCAGUCUUCAUCUGCUGGCAGCCUAAGGUGUGCAGGACCCACAGUAAGAGGGUCAGCUAUCCAGACAGCAGACAGGACAGCUUCUCCAGUGGACAGGUGCCAUCCUGGACCAAGGUCUUGGGCUUGCUUCAGCAGUAAACAUGAGUUCUUCUGGAUCACUACCAGCCUCCCCUGCUGGCAUCGGGAAAGAUGGGGCAGCUUUCUGACUGGGAGGCUGCUAGCUGUGUGGGAGUUAAAAGACCCUACAAACCCAGAGACAGGAGUGCCAAGUGGUCUCUGCUGGCUUCAGGUGCUAAUGAGUCCCCAGGGGCUCAUCUCUGGUUGGAGGCUUCACAGACAGAACAACGGGUGCUGAUCCUGCCUCUGAAGUCAUCUGAUUGGUAUAUGACACUAUCCUUAGUCUUGGGAUGCAGCAGGGAAUAAGUCACACUUGGUCCCUGCUCACAUGGACAUGACCAUCUUGUGGGGACAAACAAUUAGAAAGUAAAUAACUGUCAAAGCAUGCACUGAGAUCAGAGACUGCCAGAUGAAUCUGUUUAACCUAAGUAUCUAGCACUGACCUGGUGCACAACAGGUGCCUUGGGAAAAAAAUAUAUGGACUACAUUACUGAAAAAAAAAAAAAAAGAAAACCAGGCAGCAGUGAACACUUGAAAGAGCCACAAACUGGGAGUGAGGGUCCCAUUUGUACAUCGAAGAUGACAGAAAAAUCUAAUGGUGUGAAGAGCUCUACAGCCAAUAACCACAACCAUCACGCACCUACUGCCAUCAAGACCAAUGGCAACGAUGACCAGGGGACCAGUAGCAGGCCACAGUCUGCGGCUGAAGAUGACACAUCCUCAGAACUGCAGAGGCUGUCAGAGAUGGAUGCCCUCCAGCGGGAGAGAGGUGGUUUCCGCAGGAUCGUCCGCCUGAUGGGGGUCAUUAGAGACUGGGCCAUUAAGAAUUUCCGCGAAGAGGAACCAAGACCUGACUCAUUCCUUGAGCGUUUUCGUGGUCCUGAACUCCAGACCGUGACAACACAGCAAGGGGAUGACAAAGGCAACAAGGACGGCGAGGGCAAGGGCACUAAGAAGAAAUUUCAACUAUUUGUCUUAGACCCAGCUGGGGACUGGUACUACCGCUGGCUGUUUGUGAUUGCCAUGCCUGUCCUCUACAACUGGUGCCUGCUGGUGGCCAGAGCCUGCUUCAGUGACUUACAGAAAAGCUACUACCUAGUGUGGCUGGUGCUGGACUACUUCUCAGAUGUGGUCUAUAUUGCAGACCUCUUCAUUCGAUUACGCACAGGUUUCCUAGAACAGGGGCUGCUGGUCAAAGAUCCCAAGAAGCUGCGGGACAACUAUAUCCAUACUCUGCAGUUCAAGCUAGAUAUAGCUUCUAUCAUCCCCACAGACCUGGUCUAUUUUGCUGUGGGCAUACACAGCCCUGAGCUGCGUUUCAACCGCCUUCUACACUUUGCCCGUAUGUUUGAAUUCUUUGACCGAACUGAGACACGCACUAGUUACCCCAAUAUCUUCCGCAUCAGUAACCUGGUUCUCUACAUCUUGAUCAUCAUCCACUGGAAUGCUUGCAUCUACUAUGCCAUUUCCAAGUCCAUUGGCUUUGGGGUUGACACCUGGGUUUAUCCCAAUAUCACUGAUCCUCAGUAUGGCUACUUGGCUAGGGAAUACAUCUACUGCCUUUACUGGUCUACACUGACCCUUACUACCAUUGGGGAGACACCACCUCCUGUAAAGGAUGAGGAGUAUCUAUUUGUUAUUUUUGACUUCCUGAUUGGUGUCCUUAUCUUUGCCACCAUUGUGGGAAAUGUGGGUUCCAUGAUCUCCAACAUGAAUGCCACCCGAGCUGAGUUCCAGGCCAAGAUUGAUGCAGUCAAACAUUACAUGCAGUUCCGCAAAGUCAGCAAGGAGAUGGAAGCCAAGGUCAUUAAGUGGUUUGACUACCUUUGGACCAAUAAGAAGACUGUGGAUGAGCGGGAAGUUCUCAAAAAUCUGCCGGCCAAGCUGAGGGCUGAGAUAGCCAUCAAUGUCCACUUGUCCACACUCAAGAAAGUGCGCAUCUUCCAGGAUUGUGAGGCUGGCCUGCUGGUGGAGUUGGUAUUGAAGCUUCGUCCUCAGGUCUUCAGCCCUGGGGAUUACAUUUGCCGCAAAGGGGAUAUUGGCAAGGAGAUGUACAUAAUCAAGGAGGGCAAGUUGGCAGUAGUGGCUGAUGAUGGUGUCACUCAGUAUGCCCUGCUCUCAGCUGGGAGUUGCUUUGGAGAGAUCAGUAUCCUUAAUAUUAAGGGUAGCAAAAUGGGCAAUCGACGCACAGCCAAUAUCCGCAGCCUGGGCUACUCAGAUCUCUUCUGCUUGUCCAAGGAUGACCUCAUGGAAGCCGUGACUGAGUACCCUGAUGCCAAGAAGGUCUUGGAGGAGAGGGGUCGAGAAAUCCUUAUGAAAGAGGGGUUACUAGAUGAGAAUGAGGUGGCAUCCAGCAUGGAGGUGGAUGUGCAAGAGAAGCUAGAACAACUGGAGACCAACAUGGAGACCUUGUACACUCGCUUUGGCCGCCUGUUGGCUGAGUACACAGGGGCCCAGCAGAAGCUCAAACAGCGCAUCACGGUUCUAGAAACCAAGAUGAAGCAGAACAAUGAGGAUGAUUACCUUUCUGAUGGGAUGAACAGCCCUGAGCCAGAUGAUGCUGAAAAGACAUAAGGGCUUGGGCCUAACUGCCUCUCCAACCUUGGCCUUGACCCCAGGAGCUAGAAGAGCUGUGUAGGUCUUCACAUUUGAAUACAUUAUCCCCAUGUCACCUUGAAUUCUCCCUAAAGCCUCUCUGUCACCAGGUUUUUGGCUCAAUCACCCAAGAGCCCUCCUCUAAGUCCAGCUAACAGCUAAGCUUUUGCACAGUCAAGACUGUGUUGGCUUGCUUUCCAGGAGCUUUAGUCUGUUCCAAUCUGAAGAAGCGAGAGAGGAGCAGCUGAACUUUCUUCAAGGGGUCUCUCCUGGGACUGGGAGCCUAGGCAAUAAUCUUCUCUGAAGAAGCCCAUCUGCAGAUGGAACGAUGUGCACUCUGCUGCAGUACUCUCUUAUCUCUGGGCACCUUUGCACCUAGCCACUUCCUGCCUUGCUCUGGCCCUUGCUUUUUCUAAUAUAUGUUCUGAAUAUCCCCAUUCCCAUGCACAUGUAUGUAAUUUAAACACUGGCUUUAGACAUUUAACACAGGUACCAAGUGUCUGUCCCCUAAAGCAGGAAAAGGGUGUGAAGUGGGUAGGGAGGAGGGUGCUCACUUAGGGAUGCCUCUCCCUGCCAGGCACUCCAACUCCUGCUCUAUUGAUCUGUCUAUCUGCCAGCCAAGAGUGGAAUUUCCACAGUCUUCUCUGGACCAGAGAGAUGGUGAUGCUUCUAGCUUCUGGUCCACUCCAGGGCAGAGAAUGAGGAGCAAGGUAACUGGCAGUCAGCUAUCAGGCAAUGCCACCAGGAGGAGGCAUCCUGGAGCUCUGGCCAUCUUUCUAUGCAAAAUAUUCCAAAGAGGCCCUGAAGGCUGGUGGUGGGUGAGAGACUCUUCAAGCCAAUAUCUGCAGUAGAGGCACAUACAAAUUAAUAAAUUCCUUUGAACCAUU